AUGUUAAUCCCAAAUAAAAGUAUUACAGAGUAUUUGCAGGGACAAGGUAUCAAACCCAGUUGUCUUGAGCUAUUUGGCAUUCCUGUGGAGUACGCUAAGUUAGCCAAGUAUGUGUACGAUGAUGACACCAAGAAUGACAUCAAGCUUGAGGAGGCUACAGAACCUUCGAACAAAGAAACAAAGUACACCAUUCUGGAUGAUAUACUAGAAGAGCUGAAGAAAGCCCAGUUCAAUGAGCCCGUUCUUUUUCCAAGCGAAACUGGUCUUUCGAGUGAAUUCGAACCCUUGUUUGAGGAUGACAGCGAUCCAGCAUUGCAACAGUCCUACAUGGUGGAGACAGACUAUGAGACGUCGUUCUUCAGCAGACAGGAACCAGACACCCAGAUAAUUGAUUUUUCUACGGAUUCAAUUCAACAGAGCUGA
Messenger RNA from Kuraishia capsulata CBS 1993, 423 nucleotides. RefSeq lists its product as uncharacterized. NCBI's taxonomy places the organism in Eukaryota, Fungi, Ascomycota, Pichiomycetes, Pichiales, Pichiaceae. The record is from RefSeq and is a predicted model, not a curated record. Bases 1 to 423 code for a protein of 140 amino acids. The transcript has a single exon.